AGGUUUGAACGAGAGCGUGAUUGGACCGUCCGGCUGUCAAUCACUCGCAGGGGGCGGGGCCUUCUGUUACCGACGGGGGAAACCAGCAGUAGAGCAACAGAUUCGACGGGCUGAAACAUAGAAUUAAGAUUACAGGCAGAAAUGGACAUAAAGCCAGAAUUAUGUUUAUUUGGUGAAGCUGAUUGUGCCUCAGUGACCAUCGCGUGUGUUUGAUGAGGAGGAUCUCGCUCGAUGUUUCAGGAAGCGGGGGAGGAAGAGCCGCAGCGACUCUAUUUUUAUCUUUUUGUAUUAUUUGGACUCGACAUGAGCUAAAGAACCGUGAGGGUCUGUGUGUGUGAAACCCCGAACCAGCGGCCCGGUAACGGACACGAUCGAUCAGCCCGAGCGGACGGAGAGCAACUCUAUGCCAUGGAUCUAAAAACGGCUGUUUUCAACGCAGCCCGAGACGGCAAACUGCGACUCCUCCAGAAGCUCCUGGAGAACAAGAGCGAUCACGAGGUGCUGACGCUCAUGGCGGAGAAGACGAGCGGAGCGACGCCGCUGCUGAUGGCGAGCCGCUACGGGCACCUGGAGCUGGUGGAGUUCCUGAUGGAGCGCUGCUGCGCGCCGGUGGAGCUCGGCGGCUCCGUGAACUUCGACGGCGAGAUCAUCGAGGGCGCGCCGCCGCUGUGGGCCGCCUCGGCCGCCGGACACCUGAAGGUGGUGCAGUCUUUACUGGGGCACGGAGCCUCCGUCAACAACACCACCCUCACCAACUCCACCCCGCUGCGCGCCGCCUGCUUCGACGGGCACCUGGACAUCGUGCGCUACCUGGUGGAGCACAGGGCGGACCUGGAGGUGGCCAACCGACACGGACACACGUGCCUGAUGAUCUCCUGCUAUAAAGGCCAUCGCGAGAUCGCGCAGUUCCUGCUGGAGAGAGGAGCCGACGUCAACCGCAAGAGCGUCAAAGGGAACACGGCUCUGCACGACUGCGCCGAGUCCGGGAGCCUGGAGAUCAUGAAGAUGCUCCUGAAGUACGGCGCCAGCAUGGAGAAGGACGGGUACGGGAUGACUCCGCUGCUGUCCGCCAGCGUGACGGGCCACACCAACAUCGUGGACUUCCUCACCACACACCCGCACACGGGCCGGGCCGAGCGCAUCAACGCCCUGGAGCUGCUGGGCGCCACCUUCGUGGACAAGAAGCGGGAUCUGCUGGGAGCGCUGAAGUACUGGAAGAGGGCCAUGGACUCGCGGCACAGCGACUCGACCCACGUGCUCUCCAAGGACAAGCCCAAGCCGGUGCCGGCGUACGAUCACACCAGAGAAGUGAACAGUUUAGAGGAGCUGGAGGCGCUGAUCGCGGACCCGGACGACAUGCGCAUGCAGGCGCUGCUGAUCCGCGAGCGCAUCCUCGGCCCGGCGCACCCCGACACCUCCUACUACAUACGCUACCGGGGAGCCGUGUACGCAGACUCGGGGAACUUCGAGAGAUGCAUCAAGCUGUGGAAGUACGCCUUAGACAUGCAGCAGAACAACCUGGACCCGCUGAGCCCGAUGACGGCCAGCAGCCUCCUCUCCUUCGCAGAACUCUUCUCCUUCAUGCUGCAGGACCGGGCCAAGGGCCUGCUGGGAACCUCCGUGUCCUUCGACGAGCUCAUGGAGAUCCUCAGCAAGAGCGUGCUGGAGAUCGAGCGGGCCGUGAAGAGGCCCGGCCCGGACCCGGCCCAGCUCGGCAAGGUUCUGUCCAUCAUCCUGCACCUCAUCUGCCUGCUGGAGAAGGUGCCGUGUGCCGUGGAGCAGGACCACUUCAAGAAGGAGACCAUCUACAAGUUCCUGAAGCUGCAGGCGUGUGGGAAGAACGGGUUCAGCCCGCUUCACCUGGCCGUGGACCGCAACACCACCUGUGUGGGCCGAUACCCCGUCUGCAAGUUCCCCUCCUUCCAGGUGACGUCGAUCCUGCUGGAGUGCGGCGCGGACGUGAACUCUCGGGAUCAGGACGACAACAGCCCGCUCCACGUGGCGGCGUCCAACAACCACCCCGACAUCAUGAACCUGCUGAUCUCCUGCGGCACGCACUUCGACAGCACCAACUCCUUCAAGCAGACGGCCUGCGAUCUGCUGGACGAGAAGGAGAUGGCCAAGAACCUGAUCCAGCCCAUCAACCACACCACCCUGCAGUGUCUGGCCGCGCGCGCCAUCGUCAAACACGGCCUGGCGUACCGCGGAAACAUCCCCGAGCGGCUCGAGGCCUUCGUGCUGCUGCACAGAUAGUGACUGUGCUCCGGCUGGGCUUCGGCUGGGCUUCGGCUGGGCUUCGGCUGGGCUCUGGCUGGGCUCUGGCUGGGCUCUGGCUGGG
Rhinichthys klamathensis goyatoka is the source of this 2338-nucleotide messenger RNA. Its product is annotated as protein fem-1 homolog C. Gene Ontology annotation, molecular function: protein binding. The record is from RefSeq and is a predicted model, not a curated record. NCBI's taxonomy places the organism in Eukaryota, Metazoa, Chordata, Actinopteri, Cypriniformes, Leuciscidae. The transcript is spliced from 4 exons. The coding region runs from base 409 to 2253 and encodes 614 amino acids.